CUCAACAGGUACACGUAGCACACCGACCUCACCAGAGUGAAGGGGAGAGAGAGAGAGAGAGAGAGAGAGAGAGAAGGAGAGAGAAGGAGAUAGAGUAGUCACUCAGGGAGUACCCAGACAACCUGCCCUAUGUGUGGACCUCGUCAAGGCUACACACCCCAUUCAAGACGGAGGAGUGCUUCCUCCUUCAGCACAGUUCAUCCGCUGUUUGUGGUGCUUGGUGAUUUUCCACUCCUCGGCCUCCUGCUCCCAGCCCAAAACAGCCAUGCUAACCCCAGACCGCUUCCCCCAGUCCAACACCACAGGGGUUACAACACCGCCCCGGUCCAAUCCAGACCCACUGGACAGCGACAUGACACUCUGGAGUGAGGCUGAGUUCCGGGAGAGGUGCACCUGCUUCGUGAAAGACCGUCCUCUGGACGAGGACCUGGGGAACAAGCGGGAAGCCCAGGACAAGAGCAUGGCUGAGUGGUCUCUACCCGCGAACCUGGUCCUGAAACGCUGCCCUGAUUCCGCAGAGGUGCUCGGUGUGACCAGUCGGGAGUUAAUUCGGAAGGGAACGGGGUUCGGUCCUCUGGUUGGCCAGUGCUACACCAAUGACACGGUCCCCAAAAAUGCCAACAGGAAGUACUUCUGGAGGGUGUUCUCAGAUGGUCAGUUACAUCACAUCCUGGACGGCUUUGAUGAGGGCAAAAGUAACUGGAUGCGCUACGUCAACCCUGCUUGUAGCCCUGAGAACCAGAACCUGGUGGCAUGUCAGAAUGACAUGGCCAUCUACUUCUACACGGUCAGAACUGUGCCACCGGGCCAAGAGCUACUGGUGUGGUACUGCCCAGAGUUCGCCCGUCGCCUCAACAACCCCGCCCCCGGAGAGUUCAUCGCAGAAAGAUCUGAGCGGAGCCAGACUGACAGGAAGAGGUCAGUGAAGAGGGGUUACAACAUGUCAGACAUCCUGCGCAAGGAGCCGUACGAGCCCUCACGCUCGCCUGACUCUGCACAAUACCCGACAAUCUGCAGCCCCAUACUACCCCUCUGCCCUCGUGUCGUCUACCCCACCUGUACCCCUAUCAGCUACAUCAGCCCUCCACUACCCAAAAGGACCCCCAUCGACAGCCCUGUCACCCCGCACAUUCCCUUUCCCGUCAGGCACACCCCGGAUGGCCUCGUCAUAACCAAACAUUACCCAGAGUCCUCGCUGCUCGGCCGGGUGUACCCUAGUCCCUACCUGGCACCUCACUACCCACUCACCCUAAACAGCCUACUAACUCUCACAUACCCCCUGUACAGUGACAGACUGGCUCCUUGUCUUUGGCCUUCAGAAGGGUACCCUCACUUCCUACACCCGUUAACUAACGGGCACAAAGAGAGCCGGGUGGCGCUGACCACCAGCCCCCAGGACCGCUCAUCGACGAAUGGCAGCAGAGAGCUGCCCCUUGCACUGACCGAUAGCAAAAAAGACCUCAGUCAUUUAAGCACCAGCGGGCGCAAACACUUUGUGGACCCUGCGCCUUCACCGAAGAACGGUGUUAGAAACCCGACUGUGACGCAGAUAGACGGCUUCAGGGACUCAAAGCGUUCGCCUGUAAUCAGUGUCCUUGAAGACCAGCCUCUACCAGCAACCACCAGGGUCUCUGCCAUGGCUUCCCCUCCUGCGCCCAGGGGAGGCUCACCCCCUGCAGGCCUGGCUGCCUCCUCCGACGGCCUCCCCUCCAAGCCCACAUCUGCCCAGCUGAGCUCAAGCCCUAGUGCUGGGGAGGGUGCGGUUGACCUUCGGAAGGAGAGGCGAGCCGGACGGGUCAUCGGAUACAAGACCCUGUCCUACCCGCUUACCCGGAAGAACGGGAAGAUCCGGUAUGAGUGCAACCUCUGCCGCAAGAUCUUUGGUCAGCUGUCCAACCUCAAGGUUCACCUGCGGGUUCACAGUGGAGAGAGGCCCUUCAGAUGUCAGACCUGCAGUAAGGACUUCACCCAGCUGGCACAUCUGCAGAAACACUUCCUGGUUCACACCGGGGAGAAGCCACACGAGUGUCAGGUGUGUCGCAAACGGUUCAGCAGCACGAGCAACCUGAAGACCCAUCUGCGGCUACACUCCGGCGAAAGGCCCUACCAGUGCAAGCUUUGCCCGGCCCGCUUCACCCAGUACGUCCACCUGAAGCUCCACAAGCGGCUGCACACCGGCGAGCGGCCCCACCGGUGCCCACGCUGUCCGCGUGCUUACCUCCACCGCUGCAGCCUCCAGGUGCACCUGCAGGGCUUCUGCCCCGCGGGCGCCGGCCCGUCGCCUGAAGAGAUCCGCUGCGUCAACACAGAGAUCGAGCAGUUUGACCUGAGCGAAGCGGCGGAGCGCUUGGACGCCAUGAUGUCGGAACCGGAGGCCGAAAAGGGGGACGGCAAAAUUAGCGUUUUACUGCGGGAGAUGGAACCGAAGACCUUCGGCCACCGGGGCAGUGCGGACCAGACCAUGUUGUCAUUGGCACGUGGUCUCUUCAAAGCAGCGGCAGCAAGGUAGUGACCGGUCCUUGGGUUGCAGCAUCACAGCCAACAUCUACCUCUGCAUCCAAAUCAAACAGGAGCCAGGCCAUGUGAAACAAAAUACCACUUAUAGACCACCUGCUGUGGCCUGGUCACUCCACAUAGACUGUAGUUUAUAUUAUUACAACAACUGUCCAUUUCUAUCCCUUUAUUAACAAACAAAAAAAAAAGUCCUCUUGCAUUGUUAGGCAGGAACCUGCAGGUAAGAAUGUUUUUGUGUGGUUUGUGUGGUGUAUCCAAUGUGUAUCCUUUGUGUGUCCUAUGUGUAUCCUUUUCGUAUCCUAUGCAUAGAACCAUUUACAACUUCAAAUGAAAAAGGAUAUACCAAGUACUGCCUGGAUUGGAUCAGCAUUGAUCUUUUGAAAAAGUAUAGAAGAGACAGUGUACCUAUAAUCCAGCGUGGUGACAUUUGCUUGAUGAUGACCUUUACUGUUUGAAAAUGCGCUUGGACGCCACUAAAGGGAUAUUUCCUCUCAGGGCUAUGUGAAAAAGUGUAACAUUACCAUGAGAACCUUACUGUAAGAACAUACAAUAUAUUCUAUGUUUAUUGUACCUAUGCUAUUCUCUGCCUUAUUAGUAAUUUAUUAUAUAGUUUAUUGUAAGCAGUGGAAAACACACCCAAAGACUGAAAGAUAUGCAGAAAGGAUUUAUAUUUUGUAAUUUUGUUGAUGAUGUUCAGUAAUGAAGAGAGAAUUCAUGCUUAAAUAAAUUUUGUG
This is a messenger RNA of Esox lucius (northern pike), 3248 nucleotides long. It is a transcript of the gene prdm1c, whose product is annotated as PR domain containing 1c, with ZNF domain. Lineage: Eukaryota; Metazoa; Chordata; Actinopteri; Esociformes; Esocidae. The coding region runs from base 266 to 2509 and encodes 747 amino acids. The record is from RefSeq and is a predicted model, not a curated record. Gene Ontology annotation, molecular function: histone deacetylase binding; DNA-binding transcription repressor activity, RNA polymerase II-specific; RNA polymerase II cis-regulatory region sequence-specific DNA binding. The transcript is spliced from 8 exons. Gene Ontology annotation, biological process: regulation of transcription by RNA polymerase II; cell fate commitment. Gene Ontology annotation, cellular component: nucleus; cytoplasm.